AUUCAAAGUGUUGGAGUACAGAGCCAAAACAACAACAAAAUAUUGUCUCUGACCCUGUACAUUUGGAGCUCUGUAUGUUUCUUGGAAAAUGAUUUCAGCCUCUCACUGACAAUCUAACUUUCAUUUUCAUUUUCUUCUGGAAAAUGGUGGACCAGACAGAAAGGCUUCUCAAACACCGUGCGCACUGAACAGGUAUCAACGCGACCAGCCACUUAUUAUCUAUCUAGCGCAAAAAUAAAGUGCUUCAAGAUGUUAGAUGAAUCAUUAGAGCCAGGGUGGCUAUCUGAAGAAGUAAAAACCGGGACCACCAUCAUUGCUAUUGAGUUUGAUGGAGGGGUGGUGCUGGGCUCUGACUCUCGAGUGUCUGCUGGGGAGACUGUGGUGAACCGGGUGAUGAACAAGCUCUCUCUCCUCCAUGACAAGAUCUACUGCGCCCUGUCAGGCUCGGCUGCGGACGCCCAGACCAUCGCUGAGAUGGUUAACUCCCAGCUGGAUGUGCACAGCAUUGAGGUUGGAGAGGAUCCUCAAGUUCGUUCAGCUGCCACUCUGGUGAAAAACAUCUCGUACAAAUACAAAGAAGAGCUGUCAGCGCAUCUCAUUGUUGCCGGGUGGGACAAGAGAGGAGGGGGACAGGUGUAUGUGACCCUGAAUGGCCUUUUGUCCAGACAACCCUUUGCGGUCGGCGGCUCUGGAAGCUCCUACGUCUAUGGGUUUGUUGAUGCAGAGUACCGGAAGGCCAUGAGCAAAGAGGACUGCCAACAGUUUGUUGUCAACACACUUUCAUUGGCUAUGAGUCGAGAUGGUUCCAGCGGAGGUGUGGCCUACCUUGUCACUAUCGAUGAAAAGGGUGCAGAGGAGAAAUGCAUUCUGGGCAAUGAGUUGCCUACUUUUUAUGAUCAGUGAAAACUGGGUUGUGAAAACAGUAACACUCAAGUUGUUGUAGUUAUGAAACAGUGAAUGAACAUAUGGCCACCAUACGAACAAACAGUACUAUUCUUCAAUCUACACAGGAAAUAUAAUGUUUGGAUAGGGGUAUGAAUCAUGCUGGCACAAUGUUAAAUAUUCUCAUCCCCACAUCACUACACAUACCAUUUCAAAAUUAUUCAUAAUAGUUAAGCCCUCUGUUGAAGACACUGAUUUUAUUUUGGGUAGCUGGGGACCUCAUGCUGGACUGUGUCUUUGGGUGAUUCACAAGUCAAUAAACCAUCUCUCAAUUAAACUUUC
This is a messenger RNA of Oncorhynchus keta (chum salmon), 1224 nucleotides long. Its product is annotated as proteasome subunit beta type-9-like. Gene Ontology annotation, molecular function: threonine-type endopeptidase activity. Gene Ontology annotation, cellular component: proteasome core complex. The record is from RefSeq and is a predicted model, not a curated record. The transcript has 7 exons. The coding region runs from base 250 to 903 and encodes 217 amino acids. Lineage: Eukaryota; Metazoa; Chordata; Actinopteri; Salmoniformes; Salmonidae.